AUGCAGCGGGAGGUGGGCACGCUGCCGCUGGCCCCCGCCCUUCGCGCCCGCCUCGCCGCCGCCGGCUUCCAGACGGCGCAGGAGCUGCUGGACACCGGACCCUGCGGCCUGAGCAAAGAAAUUGGAAUCUCCAGGGAAGAGGCGCUGGAAGCGCUGCAGGUGGUGAGGCAGGAAUGUCACGGGGAUGCAGCAAGGACGGCUGGGGGAUCAGGUGCGACCAGGAAGUGCACAGCCCUGGAGCUUCUGGAAGAAGAGCAAACUCAGGGUUUCAUCAUCACCUUCUGUUCAGCACUGGACAACAUUCUGGGAGGUGGAGUGCAGCUGACAAAAAUCACCGAGAUCUGCGGAGCACCUGGUGUUGGCAAAACUCAGCUUUGCAUGCAGCUGGCAGUGGAUGUCCAGAUCCCAGAGUGCUUCGGGGGCGUUGCUGGAGAAGCUGUGUUCAUUGACACUGAGGGAAGUUUUAUGGUGGACAGAGUGGUGGACAUUGCAGCUGCCUGUGUGCAGCACUGCCACCUUAUUGCUGAGGCUCAGCAAGAAGAGGAUCAUCGGAAAGCUUUGGAGACUUUUUCUCUGGAAAAUAUCCUGUCUCACAUCUAUUACUUCCGUUGUCGUGACUACACAGAGCUGCUGGCCCAGGUCUACCUCCUGCCAGAAUUCCUGUCAGAGCAUUCCAAGGUCCGGCUGGUGGUGAUAGAUGGAAUUGCUUUUCCCUUUCGCCAUGACUUUGAGGACCUGUCCCUGCGCACGAGGCUGCUGAACGGGCUGGCACAGCAGCUCAUCAUCAUGGCCAACGACCAUAAAUCAGCUGUAGUUCUGACAAAUCAAAUGACAACAAGGAUUGGACAAAGCCAGUCCACAUUGGUACCUGCUUUAGGAGAAAGCUGGGGACAUGCUGCCACCGUCCGUUUAAUCCUCCACUGGGACAACAGUCAGAGGUUGGCCACGUUGUACAAAUCACCGAGUCAGAAGGAAUCCACCAUAGCCUAUCACAUCACAUCCCAUGGUUUCCGGGAUGUGCAGCCUCCAGCUGCCACUCACAGCACAGAAGGGACUGAGCUGAAUCCUCGGAAACGGCCACGGACAGAGGAGGAGAAGCAGCAGUGAUUCCAAAGUGGGAUGGCAAAAACCUGCAGGAGAGCAGUGGCAGAGUGAACGUGCAGCCAAAGGCAGCCUGAGAGACUCUCAACUUCAGUUCCUGCUCGGGACUUUAUUUUAACAUUAAGAC
Messenger RNA from Cinclus cinclus, 1228 nucleotides. It is a transcript of the gene RAD51C, whose product is annotated as RAD51 paralog C. Gene Ontology annotation, cellular component: Rad51B-Rad51C-Rad51D-XRCC2 complex; replication fork; Rad51C-XRCC3 complex. The record is from RefSeq and is a predicted model, not a curated record. NCBI's taxonomy places the organism in Eukaryota, Metazoa, Chordata, Aves, Passeriformes, Cinclidae. Gene Ontology annotation, molecular function: crossover junction DNA endonuclease activity; four-way junction DNA binding; ATP-dependent DNA damage sensor activity. Gene Ontology annotation, biological process: meiotic DNA recombinase assembly; reciprocal meiotic recombination; DNA repair. The transcript is spliced from 9 exons. The coding region runs from base 1 to 1107 and encodes 368 amino acids.